Molecule: messenger RNA, 1440 nt
Organism: Vicia villosa (hairy vetch)
Lineage: Eukaryota; Viridiplantae; Streptophyta; Magnoliopsida; Fabales; Fabaceae
Product: glutamine synthetase root isozyme B
Exons: 12
Coding region: 95-1165 (356 amino acids)
Cellular component (GO): cytoplasm
Molecular function (GO): glutamine synthetase activity
Source: RefSeq, a predicted model, not a curated record
ACUUUCUUAUAACAAAAAGCCAAAGAUUCCUCUGUAGCUAUCUUUCAUCAAAACUGUGUUCUUCUUCUUUCUUCCUUCAAAGCUUUUCAUUAUCAUGUCUUCACUUUCAGAUCUCAUCAAUUUUAACCUUUCAGAUUCCACAGAAAAAAUCAUUGCUGAAUACAUAUGGAUUGGUGGAUCUGGCAUAGACAUUAGAAGCAAAGCCAGGACUCUACCUGGACCAGUGACUGACCCUGCAAAACUUCCCAAGUGGAACUAUGAUGGGUCUAGCACAGAUCAAGCACCUGGGAAAGAUAGUGAAGUUAUUUUAUAUCCACAAGCUAUUUUCAAGGACCCAUUCAGGAGAGGGAAUAAUAUUCUUGUGAUUUGUGAUGUUUACACCCCAGCUGGAGAACCAUUACCAACUAACAAGAGAUACAAUGCUGCCAAAAUUUUCAGUCACCCUGAUGUUGCUGCUGAAGUACCAUGGUAUGGUAUUGAGCAAGAGUACACUUUAUUACAGAAAGAUAUCAAUUGGCCUCUAGGUUGGCCUAUUGGUGGCUACCCAGGACAACAGGGUCCAUAUUACUGUGGAAUUGGUGCUGAUAAAGCUUAUGGACGUGACAUUGUUGAUGCACAUUACAAAGCAUGUCUUUUUGCUGGCAUCAACAUUAGUGGAAUCAAUGGAGAGGUUAUGCCUGGUCAGUGGGAAUUUCAAGUUGGCCCUUCUGUUGGUAUCUCUGCUGGAGAUGAAAUAUGGGCUGCUCGUUACAUUCUAGAGAGGAUUACAGAGAUUGCUGGAGUUGUUGUUUCAUUUGACCCAAAGCCUAUUCCGGGAGAUUGGAAUGGAGCUGGGGCUCAUGCAAACUUCAGCACCAAAUCAAUGAGAGAAGAUGGAGGCUAUGAGGUCAUCAAGAAGGCCAUUGAAAAGCUUGGAUUAAGGCACAAGGAACAUAUUGCAGCAUAUGGAGAAGGAAAUGAGAGACGUCUCACCGGAAAACACGAAACCGCCGAUAUCAACACCUUCUCUUGGGGUGUGGCAAACCGUGGAAGUUCAAUUAGGGUUGGAAGAGACACAGAAAAAGAAGGGAAAGGUUACUUUGAGGAUAGAAGGCCAGCUUCCAACAUGGACCCCUAUGUGGUCACUUCCAUGAUUGCUGAAACCACCAUUCUAUGGAAGCCAUGAUUUUCCAACAACCACUUGUCUUUGGAUUUACACCACGACAUUUAAUGAGUCCAAUGCCCAUUUAUAUAUUAAUCUAGUUUAUAUCUAAUAUUAAUGUUAUAAUAAAAAUAAUAAUAAUAAAUAUCUACUAUUAUGGAAAAGUGUUGCUUCAUUAGAAGUAAUUUUCAAGUGAUCUUUAAGUUUAAGCUAAGAGUAUUUGGUCCAUGUAUUUGGACAUGGAUUACAAUAAUUUUAUCAUUAAUAACAUGUGGUGCUUCUUGAGUUCUCUAUUUGAA